Molecule: messenger RNA, 345 nt
Organism: Colletotrichum graminicola M1.001
Lineage: Eukaryota; Fungi; Ascomycota; Sordariomycetes; Glomerellales; Glomerellaceae
Exons: 2
Source: RefSeq, a predicted model, not a curated record
CCCGCUACUGCCUUUGGCGACACUAUCCUCACCUGGUUGGUUAAAGAGAUUCCAGAAAUGCUGCCUGCAGCCUUGAAGCACCUAGCGAGCCUGCCAGCUGCACAGAGGGGCGGCAAGACCAUGAAGCAGAUACUGCAGACACCACAGGUGGAGACUGCGGGCGUAUUCGACUACAUCCUAAUGCAUGGGAGGUCCCAGGACACUGCUCUCGCUGAGGGGCUGCGGGUGCAAUAUGGCCUGAAUCAUGACUCCAUCCAGACGAUACCGCCAGACACUACGACGCUGAUGGGGGCGCUCCUCCAGUCGGUCUCUUGGUAUGGCGGUAGCCGUGUCUCGUCUUUGUAA